AUGGCCAACAUACCCGCAUGGCAGUCUUGCUUGUGGGCCACUUAUGCUCGUCCGAAUACGCUGGUAAGCAUUGGCAUGGAAGCGUUGGCUUUGUUGCAUGAUCAUACUAUACAUUUUACGGAUUUGAAAACUCAACAUAAACUUUAUUACAACGUCGAUAAUCCGAUUGUUGGAUUGGGUGCACGAAAUCUUGCCGGACACUUUUCGCUGCCAAUGUUUGCCUACUCAGAGUCUGUUAUACGGCCAAAUAUACACAUCGUUCGCUAUCCGGAUAUGCAUAAGCUGUUUGUAUUGCAGAGUAAUAAUGUCGUCAGCUAUGUGGACUUGCUAUUCUCCAAUCAUGAUUUACUCAUCGCUCUAAGCGGUUUUCCUGAUUACUCAUUUCGCAUAUGGAAUUGCCGUACAGGCAAUCUCUUAGUUGAAGUACAAACAGGCAUCAAAUGCUCACCUUACUCCCUGCAAUGCUCCAGCCGCACUUGGCCCAUGAUUAUGCAAUACUCAAAGUUUGUGAAAGAAAUCGUCUUCUGGGAGAUACAUUACACUGCAGAGGCGACAAAAUUGCAUGAAAUAUCGCGCGUGCAAUUACAAAAGGGCCACUCGCUGAGCACACAAUUCUCCAUGUGUUUUCUGGAUGAUGUAAUGUAUGUGGUGAACGAUUACGGUGUGGUAUUCAGUGUAGAAGUUGCGCAAUUCUACUUGCUACGCCAGUGGGGCACUUCUUUCACGCAUGAAGGCCAACCGCAAGCGUACAACUUAUAUCCGCACAAGCAUGGUCUCAUGGUGGUCAAUCGGGAAUCCGUCACGUUCAUAACACGCAAACGCAAUCUGUGGACCGUUGAGUGGGUGAUGCAGGAAAUGAGUGUGUCCGUUAAGAAGAUGGCGUCGAAUUUCGCCGGAGAAGCCUUUGUCGCCAAUGAUGUAGGCACAUUGUAUCAAUUGCAAGUUGAUCAAUAUGUUGGCAAACUAAACGAAUUCUCGGUAUCGAAUUAUACCGUGGAAGAGUUUUCCUACUUGCAGGGUUUGAAGGAGGAGAAUUUGCUUAUACUGACACGUGACGGCAUGGUGUUCGUCGUCGAGCCAGCACGCAACACUAAAUACGCAGAGUUGCAUGUACCGCAGGGCUGCUGUAUUGGCGCGCACAACUCUAUGCCGUAUGCCGCUGUAGGCACCGCAGAUGGCAAGUUGUACUUUCUAUGUUUCGAGAAGAUACGCGCGCCCACUAUUAUGCACAUAAUGGAGGUGGAGAAGCAGCGUAUAACCGGCAUAAGUUUGAUGAAUCAAUCGGGGCUGAUUAAGAAUGCACAUAACGCCUACAAGGAACUAUUGGUGGAUUUCAAGGGUGAACGUUUUGUAGUACUCACCCCGUUAUUGAGUCGUCCAGAUGUACAGUUGCUCGAUUUCUAUUUGAUCGAAACUGAUUUUGCCAUAUCGUUUUUAACUGACGAGGAUGGCAACAAAGCUAUUAUUCCGUAUGCGGAUGAAAUGUGGGUCUCUACGUGCAGUCAGGCUGAACGCCUUGUAAUGCGUAAAAUAUUUAAGUUGCCGAAGAAAUAUCGCGCCAUUACCCUAAUGCAAGUUGCCAACAGAGACAAUGUGGAAUUUAUUGGAUUGCCAAUGGAUAGUUUAGAUUUAGAUUUAUAUGCUAUAAAGAAUGGCGAGCAAGUUUUCCUAAUGCGCACUUUGCACACAAUACAUAUGGACCAUAUUUCGGGUGUGACAGGUUCACGUAAUGUCAUUUCCUACGGCAUCAGUACGCUGAUGAUACACUUUCGCUUGCAUAAGCGUUCAGCGAAAACAUUUACAGUAUGCCGGAAAUUGUAUACGAGUUAUGCGCAACGAUUGAUACGACAUGUGCAGGAGAUCUACAAUAGCAAGUGA
This is a messenger RNA of Rhagoletis pomonella (apple maggot), 1878 nucleotides long. RefSeq lists its product as uncharacterized. Gene Ontology annotation, biological process: cilium assembly. Gene Ontology annotation, molecular function: protein binding. NCBI's taxonomy places the organism in Eukaryota, Metazoa, Arthropoda, Insecta, Diptera, Tephritidae. The transcript has 4 exons. Bases 1 to 1878 code for a protein of 625 amino acids. Gene Ontology annotation, cellular component: axoneme. The record is from RefSeq and is a predicted model, not a curated record.